AUGCAACCUGGUAAUCAGGCCAUGACAGUAGGUCUGAGUAAAGAGAUAAGGAUUGGCAAACAUGCUAAGCAGCAUGGGAACAUCAGCAGCUUGAAUUACCCUAAUAUUCAACAACGCCAACAAAUCUAUCAGCAACCAGCUACCUACUUUCUCUCUACAGAAGCUAAGGAUUAG
This is a messenger RNA of Aspergillus clavatus NRRL 1, 174 nucleotides long. RefSeq lists its product as uncharacterized. The transcript is spliced from 4 exons. The coding region runs from base 1 to 174 and encodes 57 amino acids. The record is from RefSeq and is a predicted model, not a curated record. Lineage: Eukaryota; Fungi; Ascomycota; Eurotiomycetes; Eurotiales; Aspergillaceae.